AGGGUCAGGGUGAGGAUGCUGAGCCAUUUGCAACCGAUGCAUAAUUAUACCCCCAAAGAAAUAGCUGAUUAUGGGUUGAUUUUACUUGUUGACGAUGAGGCCUAGCUAGCUAACUAUAUGACUUAGCUAGCAAAACGUUACAUGAAUUGACUCACCAGCUGCUCUCCUUCUUGAAUUGGCAGAUUUCUCUUUGUGAUUCUCUUUCAGCAUUUCACUACAGUUUAGCAAUGGCUACUCCAAGACAUGACUAAUUAUCUUCUUUAAAAUUAGGUUGUGAAAAUCUCCAAAUUGUGGAAAAUGUUGACAGAAGUAGCAACAUGCACACACUUAGCACCUGUUUUGUUGGUAUCAGUUGCCUAGAAACAAAGUAUUUUGUUAACGUUUUCUGAUUGGUGCAGUGCUGUCAUCCGGAAGCAUUGACCGGAUGUUACGAAAAAUAGCCGUCUGAAUGAAAAUCUCCAAACUGCCAAACCAUUUUGUAGGAAGCUGAGCAAAGACAGCUGGGAUGUCUACUGAAGAGAUGAUUUCAGUAGAUUAUGAAAUAUUUGGGAGAGUUCAAGGUGUAUUUUUUCGAAAAUACACUCAGGCAGAGGGGAAAAGGCUAGGUUUGGUCGGCUGGGUGCAGAACACAGAGGCAGGAACUGUGCAGGGGCAGCUUCAAGGUCCAAGCAACAAGGUGAGACAGAUGCAGGAUUGGCUGAAGUCCACUGGGAGCCCCAAGUCACAAAUCAUCAAAGCAGAGUUCAAGAAUGAGAAGAACGUCAAGAGUUUGGAUCACUCAACGUUCAAAAUAGUUCGCCCUUGAAUUUAUUUCAUACAGUAUUCCAUUCCAAGCUAACGUGUGAGAUAUACUUGUUAUUUAAAAUGAGGAUGGUUUUGUUAGAGUUCCUGAAAUGGAAAGCUUUAGAAAUGUACUGUAAAUAAUUUAAACUUAUUUCAAUGUAUGUUAGGCAUUAACUCUGAAUUGUGUGUUAAUAUGUAAUAUUUAAAAUACAACUAAAAUAAAAUAUUUA
Oncorhynchus masou masou (cherry salmon) is the source of this 1013-nucleotide messenger RNA. RefSeq names its product acylphosphatase 1, erythrocyte (common) type (gene acyp1). Gene Ontology annotation, molecular function: acylphosphatase activity. NCBI's taxonomy places the organism in Eukaryota, Metazoa, Chordata, Actinopteri, Salmoniformes, Salmonidae. The coding region runs from base 506 to 805 and encodes 99 amino acids. The record is from RefSeq and is a predicted model, not a curated record. The transcript is spliced from 3 exons.